Messenger RNA from Kluyveromyces lactis, 921 nucleotides. RefSeq lists its product as uncharacterized. Gene Ontology annotation, molecular function: peptidyl-prolyl cis-trans isomerase activity. Gene Ontology annotation, cellular component: endoplasmic reticulum; fungal-type vacuole. The transcript has a single exon. Lineage: Eukaryota; Fungi; Ascomycota; Saccharomycetes; Saccharomycetales; Saccharomycetaceae. The record is from RefSeq and is a predicted model, not a curated record. The coding region runs from base 1 to 921 and encodes 306 amino acids. Gene Ontology annotation, biological process: protein folding; protein peptidyl-prolyl isomerization.
AUGAUCUCCAAGUUGUUCAGGCUAUUUUGUGCCGUUUUCGUACUUGCUAGUGUUACUGCCGGUGCGCUCGUUGAAGAUUUCAAGACUUUAUAUGAACCAAAUCCACCGGUGACAAAGAGAGUCUUGUUUGGUAUCAACUAUACAGAUCCCAGCACGAACCAGCCAAAGGCCGUAGAUGUGGGUAUUGAAUUGUAUGGUACCGUAGUACCAUUGACGGUUAAUAAUUUCAACGAGUUAGCUCGCGGCGUCAAGGGUCAACUAGGUGACAAAAUUAUCGAUAUUUCAUAUAAAAAAACAAUAUUCCAUAGAAUCAUUCCAGGUUUCAUGAUUCAAGGUGGUAAUGUGCUACCACAUGUGGGUCCUUUCUCAAUCUAUGGUUAUGCUUUUGACGAUGAAAAUUUCAAUUUGAAACACGACAGACCGGGUCGUCUAUCUAUGGCCAAUUCGGGCCCAAAUACAAAUGCAUGUCAAUUCUUCAUUACUACCUCUGAAACACCGCUUGAACAUUUGGAUGGUAAACACGUUGUAUUCGGCCAAGUGAUUUCAGGUCUUGAAGAUCUAAUGAAAUACGUGCAACAUGUUGAGACCGAUGAUAAGGACAAACCAGUAAAUGACGUUUCAAUCACGUACACUUACACUGAAGAGUUGAGGAUUGCCGAUAUAGAGAAAAUGCACGAAGAGUAUAUAAAGAAGGUGGAACAAUUCAGAAAUGGUGACACUUCUGUUGGGAUUACUUUAGAAGAGGAACUUAAAGAGGGUGCUAAGAAUGAAGUUGAGUUGGAAAAUGAUUACUACUAUUCGCAACACCCAUAUGCUAAAUUUGUGUUCGCGUUCUUGUUCAUUGGUGCUUUGGUCACCGUUUAUGCCAACAGAAGAUCUAUCAUUCCAAGAGCUAAAAACAUUGUCUCUGUGAGAUCAUGA